Mesorhabditis belari is the source of this 918-nucleotide messenger RNA. Lineage: Eukaryota; Metazoa; Nematoda; Chromadorea; Rhabditida; Rhabditidae. The record is from the annotation of a GenBank genome assembly.
AUGGGCGAAAACUCGCAAUCGGCAACGAUGAUCAUCGUCUCUGGCACGAUCGUCGCAGCCCUUUCCGCGGCCGCUCUCUACUAUUUUCUCACACGGGGGAAGAAGAAGUCCGCGAUCACCCUGGUAAGCGAAGAGACGAAAUACGCUCUGCCACUUGUCAAGAAAACGAUUGUCAGCCACGAUACCCGCAAAUUUCGUUUCGCCCUUCCAUCCGAUGUUCACAUACUUGGGCUCCCGACUGGCCAACACGUGUAUCUUUCAGCAAAAGUCGAUGGAAAGCUUGUUGUUCGACCCUACACACCGAUUAGCAGUGAUGAUGAUAAAGGACAUGUCGAAUUGAUGAUUAAGGUUUACUACCGUGAUGUGAAUCCGAAAUUCCCGGAUGGUGGAAAAAUGAGUCAGCAUUUAGAGGCGAUGAAAAUCGGUGAUACGAUUGAUUUCCGAGGUCCAAAUGGUCUUAUCACCUAUCAUGGAAAUGGCACUUUCAAGGUUCGUCCCGACAAAAAGACUCAGCCGUCCACCCAUUCUUUCCGUCGAGUCAAUAUGAUUGCUGGUGGAACAGGAAUCACGCCAAUGUUGCAGAUUAUUGCCGCCGUUUUGAAAGAUUCAACGGAUCCCGUGAAACUUGCCUUAUUAUUUGCCAAUCAAACCGAAGAGGAUAUCCUUUGCAGGGAAGAAUUGGAAGCCUUGGAGUCCGCUUACCCCGAUCGAUUCCGUCUCUGGUAUACUGUGGAUCGACCCCCGGCAAACUGGAAGUACAGCUCAGGAUUCAUUGACGACAAAAUGAUUAGCGAACAUCUCUACGGCCCAUCUGAUGACACUUGUGUGCUUCUUUGCGGCCCACCACCGAUGCUGAACUUUGCCUGCAAUCCGAGCUUGGAUAAACUUGCUUAUCCACCAGAUACACGGUUUGCCUUU